CCCCACCACAUCCUCUCACAAGUCAAGACAAAAAAAGAGGUCAAACACUUAAAUACCACUGUCUAUUUCCAAUACAAAUAAAAAUCUUUUUUUCGCGCGCGAUACCUAAAAACAACAAUCCACCUUUAUUUUUCUUCCAUCAUAUUUUUCUUAAAAUAUUUCCGUAAACACAAAACAACCAUGACUGCCGCUGCAUCCUUUAGGCAGUUAAUUGAGACACUGCCGCAACCACUGGUGCAACAAGCGAUCCACAAGACAUUCAUAGAGGAGGACCAGGCCGACAGAGAGCGCAUGGUGCAGAACCUGGACCAAUCUGACUCCAAAUCCAGUCCUAUCAGCGACUCCCAGCGCGGGCGCAACUACGAUCUCAACCGGUACUGCAACGUCAUCCCGUUCAACCACAACCGGGUGCGCCUGCAGGGCAAAAAUGAUUACAUCAACGCUAGCCACAUUCAGCUGCCCGCCGAGCUCUCGGCCAACAAAUACAUUGCCACCCAGGGCCCGCUUAACCACUCAACAGGGGACUUUUGGCAGAUGGCUUGGGAGCAGGGCGCCUUGGCCAUUAUUAUGCUGGCCAACCCCGUUGAAGGCCGCCGGAACAAGUGUGCCACGUACUGGCCUGCGUCUACUGGACAGCAGAUCAAAGCGGGCGACCUCACUGUGACUCUGGCUGACGAAAGACCCAUGCAGGAUUGCUUUGCCGUUAUUGUGCGCAAAAUCACCCUGGCGCACAAAUUGCAUCCUGGAGUGACCCGCACAGUGACUCAGCUUCAUUACACAGAAUGGCCGGAUCACGGCGUGCCGCAGUCGCCGCUGCCGAUGCUGAGAAUGAUGCAGGAGCUCAGAAGUGGAAUCUCGCCGAAUCCUGAAACCCCCGUUAUUGUGCAUUGUAGUGCGGGCGUUGGUCGCACGGGUACGUUUAUUAUUAUUGAUUCGGCCUUGGCUUAUUUUGCCAAAAAUUCUGAUUAUGAGGGCGAUUACGUGCAGGAUGCGUUCAAGUCUUUGCGCAAGCAGCGCUCGCUGAUGGUCCAGGUCCUGGAACAGUACAUGCUGUGCUACCAGGUCAUUGGGUACACUCUCAACAACAAGCAGUGAAAGAGGGAGGGGGUUUAUGCAUAGAAGGGAUAUGUCUUUUUAUCGAUUAUUUUUUAUAUAAUCUUUUGUUUUUGGUCAUCAUUUUCAUUAAUAUUAAACUUGGAUACAAAAUCCUCAUGUUGCAUGUCAAUAUGAUGCUAUUCACACUCAAUAUAUAUUGCACACAUGUGCAUGCUGUCUGUGCCAUGCAAUGCUCUUGUCGUGUGCUUGGUUGGGUCGAAGCAUU
Kickxella alabastrina is the source of this 1321-nucleotide messenger RNA. Its product is annotated as protein-tyrosine phosphatase-like protein. Gene Ontology annotation, molecular function: protein tyrosine phosphatase activity. Bases 181 to 1095 code for a protein of 304 amino acids. Lineage: Eukaryota; Fungi; Kickxellomycota; Kickxellomycetes; Kickxellales; Kickxellaceae. The record is from RefSeq and is a predicted model, not a curated record. Gene Ontology annotation, biological process: protein dephosphorylation. The transcript has a single exon.